AACUGCCAGUGCUGGUCUCAGUUUCAUAUGUGCAUAGGGGACAAGUUAAACUGCUGCACCGUGUGGCGAGAGGCCGUGCAAUGAGUUGAAAAAGAAACAUGAAGAAGUUAAAACUUAAGGAACUAGAAAGUUUUCUUCAGCAUGUUGAAGAGUUUGAGCAUCCAAAAUUACUCUUUGAGCAGUAUGCAACAAGACCACACAUUGCAGCAUGUAUGCUUCAUACAAUUCACAACACGUUUGAUGACAUUGAAAACAAAGUGGUUGCAGAUCUAGGAUGUGGUUGUGGUGUACUCAGCAUUGGAAGCGUAAUGUUAGGAGCAGGGUUGUGUGUGGGGUUCGACAUAGAUGCAGAUGCCUUGGAAAUAUUUAGUAAAAAUGCUGAAGAGUUUGAGCUCACAAAUAUUGACAUGAUUCAAUGCAACGUAUGUUCUUUAGCUACCACAAUGUCAAAAACUUUUGACACUGUAAUUAUGAAUCCUCCUUUUGGGACCAAGCAUAAUAAAGGAAUGGACAUGACUUUUCUGAAGCAUAUUCAAAAGAAAGCAGAUGAAUGGAAAGUGAAGAUGGAAGUUAUAGCAGAACUUAGGUAUGACUUACCAGCAUCAUACAAGUUUCAUAAAAAGAAAUCUGUGGAUAUCGAAGUGGAUUUAAUAAGGUUUUCCUUUGAAAAACUUCCAAACUGAGGAAUGGCUUAAAACCUAUUUAAAAUGGAUUAAUAAAAACUCAGUGUUUGUUUGUUUUUAAAGAACAUGAUCACUGAUCUCCAGCUCCAUUUUCUGUUUUCAGCUGUUUUGAUGCAGGUUC
Messenger RNA from Pelodiscus sinensis (Chinese soft-shelled turtle), 804 nucleotides. Lineage: Eukaryota; Metazoa; Chordata; Testudines; Trionychidae. The record is from RefSeq and is a predicted model, not a curated record.